Messenger RNA from Linum trigynum, 2772 nucleotides. NCBI's taxonomy places the organism in Eukaryota, Viridiplantae, Streptophyta, Magnoliopsida, Malpighiales, Linaceae. The record is from the annotation of a GenBank genome assembly.
ACAAGAAAGUAAAUUUGUUAGAAUUUAAAAUUAAGAAAAGACAAGAAAGUAAAUUUGUUAGAAUUUAGAGCAACGAAUACUAAUUUUAGGGCCGAAUUGGGCCUGAUUUUCCGCAAUGAGGCCUAGCUCAUUAUUAUCAUCUCAAUCUCUCUUCUGCAUUGGAGCUAGAAAGUAAUUCGGCCCGGCCCGGCCCAUUGGAUGUUAAACCCGAACCCGUGUCCACCUCCGCCUUGCCUAAUUGCAGACUUGACAGUGCCUUCCAGAAUUCUCUGGUGCUUGCUUGAUUACUUCCAUAUCUCACCGUCUCCCUUCGAACUCUCUCCAUUACUCUCGAUUUGCCUACCUCCUUCUUCCACCAAAGCUCUCAACUUUCCCAUCUCCCGCCUUAUAUAACGCUGCACCAAUGGCCGCCCAGCAAUCUCAAUUCAAAACAGAAACCAACGCAUUACUCAAACCUCAAAACCGAGAAAAAUUCCCAAAUCCCAAGUUCACAGAUCAUCCCUUCCAAGUCAAUCCGACCUACCAAUCUUCUUACAAUCUGCAAUGGCGCCCAAAACCGAAGGCAAGGCUAUCGGCAUUGACCUUGGCACCACCUACAGCUGUGUUGGAGUGUGGCAGAACGACAGGGUGGAGAUCAUCGCCAACGAUCAGGGCAACCGCACCACUCCUUCGUAUGUUGCGUUCACCGAUACAGAGCGUCUCAUCGGCGAUGCGGCCAAGAACCAGGUCGCGAUGAACCCUCACAACACUGUCUUCGACGCCAAGCGUCUCAUCGGCCGGAAAUUCUCCGACCCCUCCGUACAAGCAGACAUGAAGCACUGGCCGUUCAAGGUCGUUCCCAGCGACGGAGGAAACCCGAUGAUCGUGGUCCAGUACAAAGGCGAGGAGAAGCAAUUCGCUCCGGAAGAGAUCUCCUCCAUGGUGUUGGUCAAGAUGAGGGAGAUUGCGGAGGCCUUUUUAGGUCAAAACAUUAAGAACGCUGUGGUCACCGUUCCGGCUUACUUCAACGACUCGCAGAGGCAGGCGACGAAGGAUGCAGGUUCAAUUGCCGGCCUCAACGUUCUCCGAAUCAUCAACGAGCCGACCGCCGCCGCAAUUGCUUACGGGCUGGACAAGAAAGGGUCGAGGAGCGGCGAGAAGAAUGUUCUCAUCUUCGAUCUCGGCGGAGGAACGUUUGAUGUCUCUCUGCUGACGAUUGAGGAAGGGAUCUUCGAAGUGAAGGCCACCGCCGGAGAUACACAUCUGGGAGGUGAGGAUUUCGACAAUCGGCUGGUGAAUCACUUCGUGGCGGAGUUCAAGCGGAAGAACAAGAAGGAUAUCAGCAGCAACGCCAGAGCUUUGAGGCGGCUGAGAACCGCGUGCGAGAGAGCGAAGAGGACUCUGUCUUCCACCUCUCAGACCACCAUCGAAAUCGAUUCCCUCUACGAAGGUAUCGACUUCUAUUCCACCAUCACUAGAGCUAGGUUUGAAGAAUUGAACAUGGAUUUGUUUAGGAGGUGUAUGGAGCCUGUGGAGAAAUGUCUCCGCGAUGCCAAAAUCGACAAGGCACAGGUAAACGAUGUUGUUCUGGUGGGAGGGUCGACGAGGAUUCCCAAAGUCCAGCAGCUGCUUCAGGAUUUCUUCAACGGGAAGGAGCUCUGCAAGAGUAUUAACCCUGACGAGGCGGUAGCUUACGGAGCAGCUGUUCAGGCGGCGAUUCUGACUGGGGAAGGAGACGAGAAGGUUCAGGAUUUGCUUCUCUUGGAUGUCACCCCUCUCAGCUUGGGGCUUGAGACCGCAGGCGGUGUGAUGACGGUGUUGAUUCCGAGGAACACAACGAUUCCGACGAAGAAGGAGCAAGUUUUCUCGACUUACUCUGAUAAUCAGCCUGGAGUUUUGAUUCAGGUGUACGAAGGGGAAAGGGCGAGAACUAAGGAUAACAAUCUGCUUGGGACAUUCGAGCUGAAGGGUAUCCCACCGGCUCCAAGAGGAGUCCCGCAGAUCAAUGUCUGCUUCGAUAUGGACGCCAAUGGCAUCCUGAACGUGUCAGCGGAAGACAAGACGGCUGGGGUGAAGAACAAGAUCACGAUCACAAACGACAAGGGGAGAUUGAGCAAGGAUGAGAUCGAGCGGAUGGUGCAGGAGGCGGAGAAGUACAAGGCCGAGGAUGAGGAAGUGAAGAAGAAAGUUGAGGCUAAGAAUGGUCUUGAGAAUUAUGCCUAUAACAUGAGAAACACAGUGAAGGAUGAGAAGUUUGCAGGGAAGCUGGAUCCAGCAGACAAGCAGAAGAUUGAGAAGGCGAUAGACGACGCGAUUCAGUGGCUUGAAGGCAACCAGUUGGCUGAGGUGGAAGAGCUGGAGGACAAGCUGAAGGAGUUGGAAGGACUCUGCAAUCCCAUAAUCUCCAAGAUGUAUGGAGCUGGUGGCGAUGUGCCGAUGGGCGGUGGAAUGGGGGGUGGUUCUGCCGGCUCUGGUGCUGCAGGUGCUGCUGGUCCCAAGAUUGAGGAGGUUGACUAAAUUGAUGAGAGUAAUUGAUUGGAUGCCAUUGUGAUGUUGUCUUCAGCUAAGUUUUCUGUGGGAUGGUUGAAUUUAAAAGGAGUGGUUUAUUAGGAUUUGUAUGAAUGUCUUUAUCUUAAGGAUCUGUAAGACCUAUUCUAUGCAAUAAAAUUGGUGGGUUUCUUUCAGUUUUUUAUCUGCUACAUAAACUUGUCUUGUUACAGCUCUGAUGCAUAGUAGCAUGGCUGAUGUCUAAACGCUGAACGCCUCAUUUGGGUAUAAAGCAAAUAUUCUCAA